AACUAUUAUGACGCUGAGAUAUCCUAAGGUGAACACCAACAAUCCAGUAGUAACGGUAUAUGUGGUCAGCCUAAAGACGCCCAAGUUCCUGUUCCCUCACGCCAUACAGUUUACAUCGCAAGUUGACAAAAGUUGGUACGUUCGAUGGACGAGUUGGUUGACAGAGAAACAAAUCGGAGUUCUGUUGCUGAACCGACCUCAGAACGUUUCCAUCAUCAGCAUCUGCAGUGCCGUCCACUAUAACUGUCAGGAUAUAUUUCGUGACGAGUCAGACG
Messenger RNA from Papilio polytes (common Mormon), 275 nucleotides. RefSeq names its product prolyl endopeptidase FAP-like. The annotation marks the transcript as partial. The record is from RefSeq and is a predicted model, not a curated record. Gene Ontology annotation, biological process: proteolysis. NCBI's taxonomy places the organism in Eukaryota, Metazoa, Arthropoda, Insecta, Lepidoptera, Papilionidae. The transcript is spliced from 4 exons. Gene Ontology annotation, molecular function: dipeptidyl-peptidase activity.